AUGGCUUCGUCCGAGGAAGAGGUGACAACCGCGUCGUCAGUACCCGACGAUGACUGCCUCAGUGUGCGCAAAUGGUGGUGCUUCCUGCUCUCGUCGAUCUUCACGUUCAUCGCGGGCCUGCUGGUGGUGCUGCUAUGGCGCGCGUGCGCGUUCGUCUGCUGCCGCAAGGAGCCGGAGCUCUCGCCGAACGACCCCAAGCAGAAGGAGCAGAAGGCGGCGCGCCAGGGCAAGCAGGAGUUCGAGGGGACGUUCAUGACCGAGGCGAAGGACUGGGCCGGCGAGCUCAUCUCCGGCCAGACAACCACCGGACGGAUACUGGUAGUGUUGGUGUUCAUACUGAGUAUAGCAUCGCUGAUUAUCUACUUCAUUGACGCAUCCAGCGAGGAAGUGGAGCGUUGCCAGAAAUGGAGUGACAAUAUUACUCAGCAGAUCGACCUUGCCUUUAACAUAUUUUUUAUGGUCUACUUUUUUAUACGAUUUAUAGCAGCUAGUGACAAACUAUGGUUCAUGCUCGAAAUGUAUUCAUUUGUAGAUUAUUUCACAAUACCCCCCUCCUUUGUAUCUAUAUACCUGGACAGAACGUGGAUAGGGCUGAGGUUCCUACGAGCUCUACGCUUAAUGACCGUGCCUGAUAUUUUGCAGUACCUUAAUAUAUUAAAGACAUCGAGCUCGAUACGGCUGGCCCAAUUAGUUUCUAUAUUUAUAUCGGUAUGGUUGACCGCGGCCGGUAUUAUACAUUUGCUGGAGAACUCUGGCGACCCGCUGGAGUUUGAUAAUGCGCAGUCACUCUCGUACUGGACUUGCGUGUACUUUCUUAUAGUGACCAUGUCCACUGUAGGUUACGGUGACGUGUUCUGUCACACUGUUCUCGGCAGAACAUUUUUGGUUUUUUUUCUCCUUGUCGGCUUGGCAAUGUUCGCUAGUAGCAUUCCUGAAAUUAUAGAGCUGGUAGGAAGUAGGUCCAAGUACAGUGGCGAGCUGAAGCGUGAACAUGGAAAAAGAUGUAUUGUGUUAUCUACUCGCGCACACCCGUUGGUCCCGGGGGCGAGUUACGGCUGGACCUCGGUCCUGUGCCAUCGUCUUCACGAGCUGAGCUUCCGAGCCGCGCGCCGCUGGCACAGGGGCGGGUCUCAGCCAACGCGCGCGCCCUCGACGGCCCACCCGUGUGCGUGCUCUACCAAGCGUCUAUACCGAAUGCCCAUCGUCUUAGAC
Messenger RNA from Iphiclides podalirius (scarce swallowtail), 1212 nucleotides. NCBI's taxonomy places the organism in Eukaryota, Metazoa, Arthropoda, Insecta, Lepidoptera, Papilionidae. The record is from the annotation of a GenBank genome assembly.